Malurus melanocephalus (red-backed fairy wren) is the source of this 4016-nucleotide messenger RNA. RefSeq names its product protocadherin-16-like. Gene Ontology annotation, molecular function: calcium ion binding. NCBI's taxonomy places the organism in Eukaryota, Metazoa, Chordata, Aves, Passeriformes, Maluridae. Gene Ontology annotation, cellular component: plasma membrane. The coding region runs from base 72 to 4016 and encodes 1314 amino acids. The transcript has 5 exons. The record is from RefSeq and is a predicted model, not a curated record. Gene Ontology annotation, biological process: homophilic cell-cell adhesion.
GGAAGGCGGAGCGACGGUCGGCAGCGGGAGACCCUCUGCGGUGUUUCGGUUCCAGCGGCGCCGCUGUGGAGAUGAGCGCGGCGGGGAGGCGCUGGGGCCGGCGGCAGCGAGCUCUGCUCUGGGUUGUUCUGCUGGCGGCGUGGGAGGCGGCGUGGGGGCAGCUGCGCUACUCGGUGCCCGAGGAGAUGCCCAAGGGCUCGUUCGUGGGCGACGUAGCCAAGGACCUGGGGCUGCAGCUGCCGGCGCUCAGCGGUCGCGGUGUCCGCAUUGUCUCCGAAGACAGGACGCAGUAUUUCGCUCUGCACGGGAAGACGGGACAUUUAGUGACGGCGGAGAGGAUCGACAGAGAGCAGCUGUGCCGGCUGGUGGAGAAAUGCGUGCUGCGCUGUGAGCUGAUAGUGGAGGGAGAAAUGAAGUUUUAUGAAAUUGUAGUGGAAAUCACGGACGUUAACGACAACACGCCGAGCUUUCGACAGACAGAAUCGGAACUGAGGGCAAGUGAGAUGACACCCGUUGGGUCGCUGUUUCCUUUGCCAGAUGCGGACGAUCCGGAUAUGGGUCGGAAUUCUCUGCAGAGCUACGAGCUGAGCGGCGACGAGCACUUCUCGCUGGCCGUGCAGGCGGGMCCCGGCGGCGAUCAGCGUCCCGAGCUGGUAUUGACGAAAGCAUUGGACCGGGAGGAGGCGGCGUUUCAYGAGCUGGUGCUGAGGGCGAGYGAUGGCGGCGAUCCGGCACGGACRGGCACGGCGCGUAUUCGCGUGAAGGUGGUGGAUGCGAACGACAACGCUCCYGUGUUCAGCCAGGCGGAGUACACGGUGCGUGUGCCCGAGAAUGUGCCUGUGGGCUCUGUCCUCGUCACUGUCACUGCCACGGAUGCUGACGAAGGGCUGAAUGGGCAAGUGAAGUAUUCRUUGAAGAAAAUCACAGAGAAAGCUUCGCAGAUUUUCCAUCUGGACUCUGAGAAUGGAGCGAUUACUCUGUUGCAAAGCCUGGACUUUGAGGAAGGCGAUGCCUAUGAGCUGGAGGUUCAGGCACAUGAUGAAUUGGGUCUCUUCGACGCAGCGAAAAUCGCAAUCACCGUGACAGACGUCAACGACAACGUGCCAGAGAUUUCUGUGCGGUCAGCCUUGAGUGAGAUCUCUGAGGAUGCACCGUCGGGGACGGUGGUAGCCCUGCUACAUGUGCAGGAUCGGGACUCGGGGGCCAAUGGCAAGGUGCGCUGCUCGCUCGACGAGGGCGUCCCGUUCCAGCUGCAGAACUCUGGCGUCGCGGCGCCUCCGGGUGUCGCUGUUGGCCGCCAMSGAGCGGCGCUGGAGCCGCCGCCGCCGCAGCGUCCUGUCCCCGCAGGCUGCGCUCGCCCGGCGCCGGCCAGAGCGGCAGCGGCACGGGCAGCAGCAGCGGCGAGAGGCGGCGCUUGGCGGGCAGCAGCGGCGUCCGGGGCGGCCAGAGCGGCCUCGCUGUGCUGCGGCGGCCCCUGCGCUNUGCAAGGGAGGCGGGGCAGCGGCAGGAGGCAGGAGCGCGGCGAGCGCUGCCAGAAGACAAUGGCGGUGAGGCGGCGGCRGAGGCUCGGGCCGGGCGGCGGGCGAGCGCUGCUGGCCGCGGUGCUGCUGUGCCUGUGCUGCCGGGCGGCGGCGGAGCGGGUCCGCUACUCCAUCCCCGAGGAGCUGGGCAGAGGCUCGCUCGUGGGGCCGCUGGCGCGGGAUCUGGGGCUCAGCGCGGACGAGCUGCCGGCGCGCAAGCUGCAGGUGGCGUCUGCUGGCAAGAAGCAGCUGAAAUAUUUCACGGUGAAUGAGGAAAACGGGAACCUGUACGUGAAUGAGAGACUGGACCGGGAGGAGAUGUGCGGCAAGUCGGCGUCCUGCUCCGUCAGCUUCGAGGCUCUGGUGCACAACCCGCUGAACGUUUUCCACGUUGAGGUAGCCAUUCAGGACGUGAAUGACAAUGCGCCGCGCUUUCGGCGAGAUAAAUUUUAUAUGGAGAUAAACGAGCUCACUUCUCCCGGUGCCCGCUUUGCCGUGGGCAUGGCUGACGACGCGGACGUGGGCAGUAACUCGCUACAGGGCUACGAGCUGGAGAACAACAGGUACUUCGUGGUAGAAGUGAAGGAGAGUCAGGACGGCAGCAAGUUUGCAGAGUUGGUUCUGCGCCGCGUGCUGGACCGAGAAAGCGAGCAGAACCUCCACCUGGUGCUGACAGCGCUGGAUGGCGGGGACCCGCCCCGGAGCGGCACCGCCCAGCUCUGGAUCAACGUCACCGACGCCAAUGACAACCCACCCGUGUUCGCGCAGGAUCGGUACCGCGUCAGCCUGCGAGAGGACGCGCCUCCGGGACUGAUUGUGCUGAACGUUUCUGCCUCCGAUGCUGAUGCCGGCACCAACGCCCGCAUCACCUACGGCUUCGGGGAAACGCCGGCUGAGCUGCUUCAGAAAUUCAUUGUGGAAGCGGAGACAGGGACGAUCACUCUGAAAGAGCCUCUGGAUUUCGAGGACACACAAAGUUACACGCUGUUGGUGGAGGCAAGGGACGGAGGCGGACUGGUGGCGCACUGUAAGGUGGAGGUGGAGGUGCAGGAUGUGAACGACAACCCGCCUGACAUCACGCUGCUGUCGGUGUCAAACCCAGUGGCCGAGGAUUCGCCGGCCGGCACCGUGGUGGCUCUCCUGAACGUGAAUGACCUGGACUCCGGCGAGAACGGUCAGGUGUCGUGCGAGCUGUCGGGAGAGGCGCCGCUGUCGAUCGUGGCGUCGUCGGGCGGCUCGUACAAGGUGCCGUCCGUGGGCAAAGCCGGACUGGCAUCGCUCGGCAGCGCUCGGUGCCUGCAGUGCCGGGAGGAGGCUGCGGGCGCCGCUGUUGACCGAGAGAAGCGAGAGGAAGAUCGGAGCGCUGCAGCCCCGCCCGCUGCGGCCCGGCUCGGUUGCUCGGCGGACGGGCGAUCCACUAGCGGACCCCGCGAUACGACAGCGUUCUGCAGCGAGGCGGAGAGACUGCCGCCAGCAGCCGGGAAAGGCGAGUCGGCGUCAAUAGUCGGGGAGGAGCAGCGAGCGCUGUUUCGGAGCCGGCGGUGCCGCGGCAAUCUGCGCUACUCGGUGCCCGAGGAGAUGCCCAAGGGCUCGUUCGUGGGCGACGUAGCCAAGGACCGGGGGCUGCAGCUGCCGGCGCUCAGCGACCGCGGCGUCCGUAUUGUAUCCGAAGGUAGCACGCAAUAUUUUGCUCUGCACGGGAAGACGGGGCAUUUAGUGACGGCGGAGAGGAUSGACAGAGAGCAGCUGUGCGAGAGCGUGCAGCAAUGCGUGCUGCGCUGUGAGCUGAUUGUGGAGAGCGACAUGCAGGUUUACGGAAUCCAAGUGGAAAUCACGGAUAUUAACGACAACGCUCCGAGCUUCCGAAAGGCACAAAUUGAACUGAGAAUGAGCGAGACGACAGCCCCGGGGACGCGGUUUCCCUUGGCCGAAGCUCACGACCCGGACUCAGGCCGAAAUUCUCUGCAGAACUACGAGCUGAGCGGUGACGAGCACUUCUCGCUGGCCGUGCAGGCGGGCCCCGGCGGCGAUCAGCGUCCCGAGCUGGUGCUGGCGAAGGCGCUGGACCGGGAGGAGGCGGCCUUCCUGCUGCUGCUGCUGGCGCUGCGCCUUCGGCGCUGGCGGCGCGAGCAGCUGCUGGCGGCGAGCAGCGGCGCCUUGCGCGGCGUGCCGGUCUCGCACUUCGUGGGCAUCGACGGCGUGCGCGCCUUCCUGCAGUCCUACUCGCAMGRRGUGUCUCUCACGGCCGACUCUCGCAAGAGCCAGCUGCGCUUCUCGGGCGCCAGCUGCUGCGACACGCUCCCGGCCCGGCCGCUUCCCGACGAGCCCGCGCCGCUGCUCGGGGACGASAACCCUGCCGGCGCUCCACYCGCCGACCCCGCCUCUGUSCCGGUGAGUUCGUCKGGCAUGACAGGCUGCGCGGUGCUUCCUCUUCUGCUCUCCUGCUCUUUCUCCCGGUGUUCUGUGUUCUGUGUGCGGAGGUUUGCUGACAAGUAG